This is a messenger RNA of Linum trigynum, 3714 nucleotides long. NCBI's taxonomy places the organism in Eukaryota, Viridiplantae, Streptophyta, Magnoliopsida, Malpighiales, Linaceae. The record is from the annotation of a GenBank genome assembly.
CGUCGACGUGCGAGCCUAUCUUCAAAUUAUUAAGAAAAAAUCAACCAUGCGAAUGGGAUGAAGAUUGCCAGAAGGCGUUUAGUAAAAUCAAAGAUUAAUUGCUGAACCCGCCGGUUUUGGUACCUCCAAUCCCAGGUAAACCCUUAACUUUAUACCUAUCAGUGUCCGGAAACUCUAUGGGGGCAAUGUUGGCACAACAAGAAGCUCCUGGCAAGAAAGAAUUCGCUAUAUACUACAUUAGCAAGAAGUUCACCGAGUGUGAAAGAAGAUAUAAUGCGCUAGAAAAGACCUGCGGUGCUCUAGCUUGGGCAACAAAAAGGUUAAGGCAAUACAUGUUGUACCAUACUACCCACCUGGUGUCUCAGAUGGACCCCAUCAAUAAUGUUUUCGAGAAGCUUGCCCUAACAGGACGUCUCGCUAGGUGGCAAGUCCUUUUGGCCGAAUACGACAUCGUUUACAUGACGAGAAAGGCUAUUAAAGGAAGUGUCGUCGCAGAUCAUCUAGCGGAACAUGCCAUUAUAGAUGCCGAUCCCUUCAUGAUGGAUUUCCCAGAUGAAAACAUCAUGACAACGGAAGAAGAAAGACUAGCGGAUGACUCAAAGGAAACGUGGGUUAUGAAGUUUGACGGGGCAUCCAACGCAUUGGGUCAUGGAGUCGGGGUCGUUUUUAUGUCCCCAGAAGGCAGAAUACUUCCCAUUACGGCUAAACUUUGUUUCACAUGCACCAACAAUAUAGCAGAAUACGAGGCCUGCGCUUUCGGCAUCCAAGCAGCUAUAGAAAUGGGGAUUAAGAAGUUGAAAGUGUUUGGAGAUUCAGCACUAGUAAUCUACCAGUUGAAAGAAGAAUGGGAAACCCGGGAUUACAAACUAGUCCCAUACCAGAAAUUCAUCAAAGAAUUGGCGUCACAAUUUGAAGAAAUAGAGUUCGAGCAUGUUUCACGAGUAGAAAAUCAAGUUGCGGAUGCCUUAGCUACGUUGGCAUCAAUGUAUAAGACGGAAGAAAUGAGAGAAACGCCUUGUAUCAGGAUUGAGAAACGAGAAAAUCCUGCAUAUCUCGCGAAUGUAGAGGAAGAGCCUGACAGUAAACCGUGGUACCACGACAUACUGACCUACAUCCAGAAAAAAGAAUACCCGCCAGGGGCAUCCGAGAACGACAAAAGGACAAUUAGGAGGUUGGCAUGUGGGUUUUACUUGAGUGAUUCAACUCUUUACAAAAGUAACUUCGACUCAACCUUACUCAGAUGCGUGGACGCUAAAGAGGCCCAAAAGGUAGUUGAGGAGAUACAUGAGGGCAUAUGUGGGACACACGCAAGUGGGCAUGUCAUGGCUAGAAAAAUCCUAAGGAUGGGUUACUAUUGGACAAAAAUGGAAGCAGACUGUAUUCGGUACGUCCGAAAAUGUCACAAAUGUCAAAUAUAUGCAAACGGAAUCCAUGUCCCGCUAGUACCACUACACGCCAUGUCCUCUCCUUGGCCUUUUGCCGUAUGGGGAAUCGAUGUCAUAGGGAUGAUCGAACCCAAAGCUGCCAACGGACACCGUUUCAUUUUAGUCGCGAUAGACUACUUCACCAAAUGGGUGGAAGCUACCUCCUACACAAGCAUAACAAGAAGUGUGUUGGUCAAGUUCAUAAAAAAGGAGAUCAUUUGUCGCUACGGAUUGCCAGAAAGAUUGAUUACUGACAAUGCCAAAAAUCUCAACAACAAAAUGAUGGAUGAACUAUGCGCACAGUUCAAGAUCAAGCAUAACAACUCAGUACCAUAUCGACCCAAGAUGAAUGGUGCCGUUGAAGCAGCAAAUAAAAACAUCAAAAAGAUCAUCCAAAAGAUGGUUGUCACAUACCGGGAUUGGCAUGACAUGUUACCAUUCGCUCUACAUGGGUAUCGAACUACAGUGAGAACAUCAACGGGGGCAACCCCAUUCUCCUUUGUCUAUGGAAUGGAAGCUGUUCUACCAAUAGAAGCGGAAAUCCCAUCCCUAAGGGUGAUAAAGGAAGCAGGACUAGAGGAUUCUGAAUGGGUUGAGGCAAGGUACAACCAGCUGAACUUAAUUGAAGAAAAGAGGUUAAGGGCCAUUCAUCACGGACACCUAUACCAGCGAAGGUUAAUCCGCGCAUUUGAGAAGAAAGUAAGACCCCGACAGUUUCAAGAGGGAGAACUCGUCUUAAAGAAGAUCUCUUUGCGACAAGGAGACCCAAGAGGAAAGUGGACACCAAACUACGAGGGGCCCUAUGUAGUGAAGAAAGCUUUCUCCGGAGGGGCUUUGAUCUUGACAGAUAUGGAUGGAGACGAGUUGACACAUCCAGUGAAUUCCGACUCAGUCAAGAAAUACUACGCAUAAGGGGGCAAGCCGAUAAAUUGCAGUCGAUUCCAUAUGAAUAAGAGGAUAAGAACAGAAUAAAUUGUUUAAUCAUGAGAUGUAUUUUGCGCUUUUCCAAUUUUCCAUGUAUCCUGUCAUUUCUCGUUUAAUAAAUAUAACCUUCUCUUUUAUUAUUCGCACCAGAUACUCCCUUAUCACGAUCCAUCCUUUUCUUCUAGUCAAAUUGUCAAUUCAUUGUCAUUACGAUCUUCGCUUUAAGACUUAACCACAAGAUAUCCGAACGAAAUGGGCAUGAGGAGCUCAGUUUAGAAUUUUCUAUAGAUCCAUGACUUUAUGGCAGUGGAUUAUUCUAAGCCCAAAUGAAGGGUCAAUACCCAUUAUGAAUCCAGAAUCAACUGAUACAAGAUAUCCAACAACGCCUCCAAUGACCCCACUCAAGCGCAUGAGACCAGCCAGGAAUUUGACAUACGAUUUCAAACGGCGAGGGACCCGCGCGCCAUUAGGGUAAAUUACCGAUGGUCGAACAAAUGGGUGGAGCACCGGUGAUGAUCCUCUUUAUGGCCUAAGAAAAUACAAUGUGCAUUGUGCAGCGCCAAAACAACCCGAGGAAUUGGUUCUUUCUCUUGUGGGUCAUCAGUUUAAAGGAAACCCAUGGCCAAACAAGAUGUCAUUAUAAGCUUGCCUUCAAAUAAACGUGCACAUUCAUCAUUAUAGCUCAUUACAAGCAUAACAUCACAUCGCAUCAUAUAAUAUCACGCUGUGCGAACCACUACCAUUUUUCAACGCGUCAAGCUUCCUGUUUUUAGCGAAGUUAAGGUUAAGGACAUUUUCAAGAGCCAAGCAUACCUUGUCCACAAAACUUCUUUAGCACGUUGCUUCAUUUAAACCUCGUUGUAUACCAAUUAUGAUUAGAGUAUUACUCUAAGACGUCUUCAUCAUUGUUACGGCCUUACUGCUGCCGCCAAAAAAGUCAGGCUAUACCGCCCUGGAAGCGCCCCGCCAUUGAGAACCGAAUCAGGCCCUACCGCCACAGAAAAAUCAGGCUAUACCGCCAUGGUAACGCCAUGAAAAUCAAAUCAGACUCUACCGUCAUAUUGGAACAAGUAAUCCCUUUUCAGCCAUUGCCUCUUCAAGGGCUUACCGAUUUACCGCUCCUUUUAUACGAAUACGUGAACGCCUCAGUCUGCUCAAAUAACGGUAUACAGUUGAUAAAUUGGCCAAAAUUGGUGUGUACGAAUAACUUUGUACACCUCUCAAAUUUUUAAGAGGUAUACAAAGGGGGGCAACUGUAGACACCCCAUUUUGUCUGGGCUAUAAUAUUCUAAAUUUCGAAGAAUUUAACUCGUUUAAGAUAAGCAAUUGCUAAUUUUGGAUGAACUAUUAAAUAUGCUCAGAAUAU